Molecule: messenger RNA, 1347 nt
Organism: Fusarium subglutinans
Lineage: Eukaryota; Fungi; Ascomycota; Sordariomycetes; Hypocreales; Nectriaceae
Exons: 1
Coding region: 1-1347 (448 amino acids)
Source: RefSeq, a predicted model, not a curated record
AUGAACAGCUCACCAGAACCGCCACAGCAAUCUCAAGGCUUUGCUGCUCUUGCUCCACCAGAGGGUAGCGGAGUUAUGCGAGUUGACUCCCUUCCCGAAGUCAUGCGUACUGAAGCGGGCUUCUUUUCCCAUUUUCUUAUAGAGGUCGUUCCAAAUGCCAUCUAUCACCAGACUUGGAAGCAAAAGGACCUCAAAGACCCAGGCUUCCCCCGUGGAGACUAUACCCGCAAAAAUAAGCCACUCAAAGAUGCUAUAGCGUACUAUGCCAGCACGAGCGUGUAUCACGUUGAAGAGAAUGGUGGUUGGAAGUCUGGUGGUACUCGGGCCCUUUUCCACUCGACCGAUUAUUCUUGCAGUUGGAUUCGUGGCCCAAACAAGGCUGUACCCCUUGCCUUUCCUCUGGCUGACUACCGGCGCUACCCCCGUCUUGUCAUUGACACGACACUGCCGGUUCGAGGAUUGUAUUUCCCUCAGCUUUUUUCAGAGCCGUAUUACAAAGGGCUCUGCCGAGUGUCACAGGUGCUUUUCUAUAAGCACGAUGCUAUCUAUCUCCCUUUUACAUCUGGGAGCUUUCAGAACGAUGCACAAUGGUACCAAUCAAUGGCCCUUAUUAAGGGGGAACGUCACACCAUGUCGGGUGACAAGGGCCUGCACUAUUUCAAGGACAAAUGCCUGGAUAUACGCAUCGCCGAGCUAAUGAUCGCUCUCUCUAUCGACAUGAGAGAUAUGAAUCCUAUUGAAUUCCCUCUUGGGAUUUCAAUCACGGGGGGUGAGCAACAGAAAUUUUAUGAGCACCCUGCAUUUCAAUACAUGAACAGCCUGGGUGCCAGCUCAGUUGGGGGACAUGGUGGUCCUCCAUAUCACCAGAUUUCCCGUAACGAUUUCGGUCCUUAUCAUGUCUGGAUGGAUGCUCAUAUCUCUAAGAACGAGGGGAUAGAAUACGCGUUCAAGCCUGCUGAUGAAAACACUCUACUGAACAUCGUCAAGACUCUUGUUGGAUCGGCACUAAACUUGAUACCUUUCGUGGGGCCGUUAGCCAGUAUAUCCUGGUCUCUGAUUUUUGAUGCCAUAACUGAUCCAGAUAAGCUGAGAGAACUUGGGAACCUCACCGGUGUUGAGACGGAUAUACUCAAGAUGCAGCUCAAAGAGAUUGCUAAGCUUGUCAAGGGCUUGAAGCAUAAAAAGGGUCAUUGGGACGUGGGGGACGAUGACGACAUACUGAGGGACUUGGAGAAGAAGGCCAUAGAAGAAGCAUUGGCCGAAGAGGAUCGGGAGGCCAAUGAACACGCCCUGCUAGUAGACAAGCCUACUGGAGCGAUUGUAUAUGCGAUGAGUCAGAGCGCUUAA